Molecule: messenger RNA, 2295 nt
Organism: Symbiodinium natans
Lineage: Eukaryota; Dinophyceae; Suessiales; Symbiodiniaceae
Source: the annotation of a GenBank genome assembly
AUGUUUUUGGUGGAGCAAGGGCGGCUGGAGCCCUUCAGCUGCAAGGCGGUGUUCAAUCCCAAGCUGCGUCCAGCAUCCAACCUGACCUCCGUGUACUGGGAGCGAGAUCCCAGCAUUCCAGGCUAUCGGGCCCUCGUUGAGCGGUACCAUGAAGUUCAAGUGACAGGCUUCGACCCCUCCGGGGCAGAAGUGGACUUUGUGGCCCAGGGCUGGCAAGCCCGGCUCUUUCAGCAGGCAGCAGAUGUGCUGGAGGGCAAGCUUUUCAUCGACCGCUGCAUCAUGAGAUCCCUGUGUCAUCUGGAUGCGCGCAAUGAUCCGCUGCCGACGGACUGCCCACCACUUGGCAUCACGUCAACGCGUGGCAGGCCGCCUCUGACAGAAGCCGAAGAAGAGGCCGCAUUAGCUGGUGGCAGCCGCGGUUUGCUUGGAUUGCUGCCCAGCUUUAUUCAGCCGACUUCGCUGCUCGUCGGCAGCUUGAUCCUUCGCCUGAAAGCCAAGGAAGUUCGGGACUUCUCCGAUCCAGAGGUUGCAGCGGCAGCCAAAGAGCUUCGCGAUGCACUGAAUGCCGGUGACAAUCCCUUGGGUGUUGCAGCACCCCAGUUCGGCAAGAACAUCCGAGUGGUGGCCAUAGGCGAAUCAGAAGAAGCAAUCGAGCGCCUGUCCACCCGCGCCCGCAUCAGCGAGGAGCACCGACCCCUCAAGCCGACGGUGCUGGUGAAUCCGGUUGUGACGCCCAAAGCAGGCAGCUCCGUGGCCUUCUUCUGGGAGCGGUGGGCCCGGCGACAGCUUGAAGCCUCCGACGCGGAGCUUCGGUUUUCGGGGGAGAAGCGCAUGAAAAUGAUAUGCUUUAACGAGCUCGCGCUGACAUGCGACAGAAUGGUGUCGCAGAAGGUGCUGCGGAAGCAUAGGCUGCGCUGUGACGCCAACUCCAUCUCGGAUUCCAUCCCGCAUGUGGUGGAAGAUAAUGCUCCUUCCUGGUCAGACCUUCAGGCCUCACUUGAAGAGCAGUCCACACGGGAGGAGAAGGAAUUCCGACCGAAGCUGUCAAAAGGACAGGUGCCGAAUGCAAUGGCCAACCUCCGCGUCUUCGACAAGGAUUCAGAGUCGGCAAAGCGCGUGACUCUCUACCGGGAUUCUGCGUCCUGGUGCCCAUACUGCCACAAGGUGUGGAUGUUGCUUGAAGAGAAGCAGAUUCCGUACAAUGUCAAGAGAGUCAACAUGGCCUGCUAUGGGAACAAGCCACCGGACUUCCUCGCACUUCAGCCGAACGGCCAGAUCCCGGUGGCCGUGAUCGACGGCGAAGUGCUGAGGUCAUCUGAUGCCAUCAUCGACCGUAUUCUGCACAUGAAAGGGCAGAGCUCGGAGGUUGAUCAGGCCUUGGACCCCUUCGACGAUCCGCAGAGCACGAACCUGCUUCGCCUGGAGCGCCAGCUCUUUUCGGCCUGGCUGGGUUGGCUUUGUCGUGGUGGCGGGCGGCCGGACUUCGAGCGCACCCUGCAGAAGGUAGAAGACACGUUGAGUUCGAGAAGCAGUGGCCCGUACUUUCUUGGCGACCGCUUCUCGCUGGUCGACAUCAUGUAUGCUCCCUUCAUUGAGCGAGCUGUUGCUUCGCUGGCAUACUUCAAGGGCUACAACAUUCGGGACGCGGCGGCCUUUCCAGCAAUCAGCGCCUGGUUUGAUGCCAUGGAAUCGCGGGCCAGCUACAGGGCCGCCAAGUCCGACUACUACACCCACGCGCAUGACUUGCCUCCGCAACUGGGAGGCUGCAACGCAGAAAGUGGCGGCAAGGCAGCCCGCGAAGACAUUGACGGCCGUGCCUGGAAGCUCCCUCUGGAGGCGGACGUCAUUGAGCCCGAGUGGUCGUGGAUUUCCUCGGCCGAGGCUCGUCGCGAAGCAGCAGAGCGGUUGAUCAACAACCACGAGGCUGUGGCUCGCUUUGCCUCGCGCGCGCGGUCUGGACCUGGAUUUCCACCUGCAUGGGCUGAGCUGUCCGACCCCAAUGCGAAGCCCGCAGAGAAGUGGGUCUCCACCGUGGACCUGUUUCUCCGUCACGCCGUGGAUAUGCUGUUGGCUGGCGAUGCCGCAGCUGCCGACCGCGAUGAUGCUGAUCCCAAGCGCUCGGCCGCAUGGGAGGCUGCCCAGAAGAGCAUGCAGUCUCUGAAGGGCGACGAUCGAAGUGACCUUGCAGACUGUCUGCGCUACCUGCAACAGCGAAUAGGAGUUCCGCGCGACAUGUCCCUCAACGCAGCGAGACGCCUGCGCGGGGAGCUGGGGAAGAUGAUCGCAGCGCUGUAA